Messenger RNA from Leishmania major strain Friedlin, 2667 nucleotides. RefSeq lists its product as hypothetical. NCBI's taxonomy places the organism in Eukaryota, Euglenozoa, Kinetoplastea, Trypanosomatida, Trypanosomatidae. Bases 1 to 2667 code for a protein of 888 amino acids. The transcript has a single exon. The record is from RefSeq and is a predicted model, not a curated record.
AUGUGGAGUACAGCAGUGGACGUGGGCGGCAGAGAGGUACAGGUGCGUCUCUCCCCUGGGGUCUAUCGCGCCGCGUAUUCGGCACCACCGGCAAAUACUGAUACUGGUACGGAUUGCGCUUCAACGGCGGCGAUGCCACCAAAAGACGUCACGAAGGCCCUCUCUGACGCGCGGAGCCGCUUUCAUCAACUUCGAGACCUCCGACGGGAGCUCAGUGGCCGCCCUCUGCCAAACACUGACGGCUUGUCAGCAGCAGCGGGGCCGGCAGUGCACGCAUCGUCUGCAUUCUCCUCAACACUGCCCACGGCUACCUUAGCUCAAGCCUCGCUUCCUGUGACAUGUAUGCCAUCCGCUGCCUCCUUUGGUCUCCCACUCGACCGGCUCUCGGCGGAUGAUCCGGUCACGCGCUCUGUCUUGCGCACCGCCGCGGCAGAGCGUGCGCUACGCCUGCAACAGGCUGAAAACGAUGAGCUGAAGCGAGUGGUGGUGACACAGCAACAGGAGGCCGCCCAAAUGCAGUGCCUGGUCGAUCGUCUCUCCUCCGAGCUCACGGAAAUGCGGCGGACGGUGCUGCGGCAGACAGCCACCAUGAAGUCGCUGGCGGCGGAAAUGGAGCGGCGAGAUGUGUAUCACUUGAUCAAAGAGAAGCAUCGCAGCCAAGCGGCGGCGUCGGCGUUGGCGACUGCAAAUGCCUCGUCGGGCACCUUGCCGUCGCAAUCCUCGUUAACUCACCAGCAGCGACUCGCGCAGCUCGAGCAGCAGGUGGGGCAGCUUACGACGCAGAAAGCAGAGUUGCAGCAGCAGGUGAGCCACCUUUCGUCCCACCACGGUGGAAAGCAGUGGAGCACGCCGGCGAUCGAGGAUAUCGACAAGGACGAUGAUGUGAUGGGAGAGGGGAGCGGGGCUGAUGGGUGGGUUUCAUCUGCGCGCGUGGAGUUGCAGAGGUUGGUGCAGGCCCUCGGCGCCAUACUCCAGGCUGGCGCUUCGCCUCUUGCGCGCAUCGGCGCGGAUUCUGAACCUGUUUACGAGUUGGAGCUGAGUUGCGUUACACGACUGGCGUCUGCUCGCACACGGCGCAACCCCGACGACGACGCGCCUGCACCGGGGAAGGUAAACUCUGUCGUCUGCAUCUGCGGCCCAUAUAGUGUGCGCGAUGUCCUUCUGCGCGUUCAACUAGGGACAGAGAAUACGGGCUCACUGAUGCGGCGCUCUCGCAGGCUUGAGGGGGUGCCUCAGCAAAGCCCCAGGAGAUGCGUGUUGUACGCUAUGCGAGAUACGUGCAGUGUUGUGAGGAUCUGCCUGUACGAAGGGGUGGCGAAUACUGAGGUCAAAACAGGUGAACGUUGUAGCACUGAGUCACCGGCACCGGCUGCCACAGCAACCGUUGCCGUGCACACCUUGAUCGCCACAGCCCUCGCCAGUGGCAACGAGCUAGAGACCAGGCAUGCUGCCUACAGCGUACACACGGUCCAUCUUGCCGAUGACAAGGGCGCGCCGCGCGACACCGUCACAUUUCGGGUUCGAGUCACGGAGGUGCAGCACCGGCGUUACAGCGGGUACAGAGAGAACAGCUGCAUCGACAGUGAUCUCGAUGGCCGUCGACGUGCGUCACCCUUUCCGUCACUUCGAACACGUGAGCCCGGUGGCGUUAGAAUCUGCGAGAGAAGCGCGACGCCACUCAGCAGUGCUGAUGCUGGCUCAGCGGAGGGUGAGAGCGUCACCAAAAACUUGCAACGCGGGCAGCGUCGAGGGCCUAUGCUCUCUCCCUCCCGAAACGACGAUACCACGCUCAUGAAAGGACAGCGCCUCUUUGCGCACUCUUCGUUUUCAAGCUCAACUGCCCCACCCGCCCCCACCGACGAAGCCGACUCGCGCGGCACUGCGGAGGACGCGAAAGGCAUACUCGAGCACGUGGAGCCGCAAACGAAGCCACUGCCAGCACUCCUGACUCUCUCGGAGGACUCCAAGGAGGAGGUGACUCGUGCAGCGGCAGCUAUCUUCGGUAGCGGGUCUACGACCUCGACAACGUUCGACGGAACCAGCGAACCAGAGGUCAAGGAUGAUUCGCCGUCAGCGGCGGCGAAGACUAAGAAGCUACUUCCCUUGCGUGACGCACCAGUGCCUAUGUCAUCACGCGUCGCCGUGUCGUCUGACCCUCCUUCAACGGUAGGUGUCCACCCCACUCCCAAUGCAUCCGACCUUUCUUGGCCACCGCCACCGCCUGUGGCCGUAGUGCCCACUCCACGACUGUCUUCGACACCGACCACGACGCCCCCUGCUGCCGCUGCCUGUUUGAUGCGGAUGCACAUUAAAGAAGUACGCUCUCUUCACGAGGGCUGUGAUGACGACUUGGUGGAGGACAUGCUGGAGCACUGUUCUCUGCAGGUGGCCGUCCGCGUAGAUGGCGAAACCGUUUUCACCGCACCAACGCGACGGAAUUCGUCGCAUGCGGUGUGGGGUGCCGAGGAGGGCAGUUUCACGCGCACGCUCACGGCUGGGCAGGAGGUGCGCUUCGAAGUCCUUCAUGACGACAAGGCGCGAAGCCAAGCAGUGUUGCCUGUUUCAGAGAUCCUGAAUGCCAGUGGCGCGAAAGAUUUGACCUUGUUGUCCGUCGGCGGCGGUAGGCCUUGUGGACUGCUGACAAUGUUUUUUGAAGGAUCUGUGUAG